Messenger RNA from Suillus plorans, 1557 nucleotides. RefSeq lists its product as uncharacterized. NCBI's taxonomy places the organism in Eukaryota, Fungi, Basidiomycota, Agaricomycetes, Boletales, Suillaceae. The record is from RefSeq and is a predicted model, not a curated record. The transcript has 2 exons. The coding region runs from base 1 to 1557 and encodes 518 amino acids.
AUGUCUCUCGCAUAUGAAAUCACACUCACAAUAUGCGAGUUAGUUUACAGCAACCCUCACGGUUGUCAGCACUUGCUUCCGCUCUUGGCGGUUAAUCGUGCAAUGUGUGAUGUCGCACUAACGGUCCUGUGGAGGGAAUUGCCUACUGCACUACCGCUCCUUCAUCUUAUGCCGGAGGACGUCAUCGAAAGGCAUUUAGCAGUGGACAGCGUCUGGCGCUAUAUAUUGCAUGGUCCUCCUUCACCCUCGCAACUAGACCGAUUUCAUGUCUACGCCCCUCGCGUCCGUGCCAUCAUCUCACGAGAGCGCGCUCUCACCUAUGAUACGAUCGAAGCUUUCGCAGCCAUACUUCGUUGCCACACCUCCAUGACUGAUGCCCCCUUCCUUCCUAACCUAACCUGCCUGCGACUCGCCCAUGGGAGCGAUCCCGUCCUCGAGUUCGUACCGUCCAUGAUUAACAGGGGUUUGGAAACCCUCGCGAUCCCACAGGCGGUAGUGGAGCUAGAGCCUAUUCUAACCCGUAUCCUGGAAGUGCUGCCUCCCAUCCGCAACCUCAUCUGCAUUGAGAUCACUAAUCUCACACGUCUUCGUGAUUUUACUCGUCGCAUUCACCUUCUCCCCACCCUUCGCGCUCUAACAGUAACUCUUCUCGACCCCGAGGGCAUGGAAGCGAUCUUUUCGCACCCCUUCCUACGUAACCUAACAGUUAUUGUAGACAGACAGUUGUACCUGCCGCAGCAUACACCAACUUUUCAUCAUCCCUUACACUCUUUCAGCAUCAAAUUCCGGAAGUCUUGGCUCGGCGGCGGUAUGGGCGCGGACGAUUUGGACGCUGCCCUCACCCUGUUACGAAGGGUUAGGCCCCCUUGUGAGCAGUUGAGCAUAACGCUCGGUCUUCACGUUGAUGGCCCCGCCUUGGGUAAAUUCAUCAGCUCCCUCUUGCCCGAGCCGAGUCGCGUUGCCCUCACCGAGUUCUCAAUCUUUGACCUCUCGCAUUUCACUGUGGAUGUAGAGGCUAUCACCAAUUGCCAUAGCGCCCCAUUCGAGCUAAAAUUUCUUCAACCGCUUUUCCAAGUUUUGUUGACGCACAUCGACCUCAGUUGUUUUAAUAUGUGCCUUCUUGAUGACGACGAUCUCUUUGAUCUUUCUGUUAGCCUGCCUCAAAUAGAAAGUCUAUUCCUAGGCUGCUCACGCUAUUUCCCAACCCCUCCAAGAGCAUCGCUAGUCGGUGUCUCGCAUCUUAUACUCCAUUGCAGGGCUUUGAGAGAGCUAGGUCUUGUUUUCAGUUGUAGUCUGGGAACGAUGGACCUCGACCUCCUCCCCCGCAACAAGUGGAUCAACACGUUAACUGUGGGAGUUAGCCCUCCGUACAAUGACGUUGCCGUUGCGGCUUUCCUUGGUCGUUCCCUACCUUCGGUCAACACCAUACACGUAGAGGAUUACGAUUCAUUGCUCAGACCAGCUAACUACAUCCUUUAUGAUCGUCUGAAACGAGUUGAACGUUGGCAGAACAUAUUAGACAGGAGGUCAUCGCUUAUAUAUGACUUUGGCCUAUAG